This is a messenger RNA of Parnassius mnemosyne (clouded apollo), 3727 nucleotides long. The record is from the annotation of a GenBank genome assembly. Lineage: Eukaryota; Metazoa; Arthropoda; Insecta; Lepidoptera; Papilionidae.
UAGCCUCAUAUAAAGUAAUAUUUUAUAUGGGGCAUGUCUUACGGUUGAACUUGUAGGUUUCCAGAUUAGCUAAAAGCCAGGCUAUGAAGUACUCCCAAUAGUCUGGAACAUCAAUCACUUUCACACCUACCCAACAUAGCCAUUAUAGCAGAUUCUUUCUACCAUGGGAAAGACCCAUGGUGGACAAGAUGAUUAUGAUGAAUCUUUCUGCACUAAUAGAUGAUAUAUUCUUUAGAACUAGCGCUACUUAUAUAAAUAUUGCAUUAGAUAAUCUAUUCAUUUAAUUAAUGUUAAUAAAAAGUUUUGAGCUUGAAGCUAGAAAGUAGCUAUUAUAUAACAGCCUUUUUUAAUUUUCUGACUGUCUAUUUGGUCUUGCAGUUGUAAGAGCAAUUGCUGAUCAUGAGUUCCCAGGUUCGAUCCUGGGUUGAGCCAUAAUCAGUUUUUUUUAGAAGAGGUGACUACCGCCGCCCAUGAGCAACUGCAACACUAGGGGAAUUGCAGGUGCGUUGCCGGCCUUUUAGAAAGGAGAAAGCUGCUUUUUUCUUGAAGGUCCCUAAGUUUUAUCGGUCCGGAAAAAUCUACGGUGGUAAACAAUUCCACAGAGAAAUUGUUCGAGGACGAAAACUCAAACGCACAGUGGUGGAUCGCCUAGCAUCCAGAUGAUGAGGAUGGUAUCGUGAAUUUUGUCGGGAUGUGCCUUCGUGAAAUUUGGCGGCUGGAAUUAAUCCGAACAAUUCCUCAGAGCACUCGCCGUGGUAGAUUCGAUAGAAAAUGCAAAGGUAUGCAACAUCCCUACGCAGCGCCAGUGAAUCAAGCCCAUCAGAAAGAACUCGGUUGUCGACGAUUCGAAUCGCUCUGCGCUGGAUGCGGCCAAGUGGAAGGAGAACAGUUUCCAUGUGAGUCCGAAUUUGUACUUUGCAAGCGAUGUGCUGGCAUGAAAUACUGUGUCGCUCUGCUGGGUACGUCAAUCUUUUUAGAGGCAAAUUUGGCCUUCCCUCCCAAGUGACGACGAAACUGCACGCUAUUCGAUAUGUCGACGCCGAGGAUUCCGAUGCUAGCUGAGGCAGCAAGGGGAGUGCCUUAAAGCUGAGGAGAUACGACAAAGCAGUUGACCUGGCAGUUUAUAAUGGAUUCCAUUAGUUUGGAGAACAAGGUGAUAGCGAUAGGUCCGUUAGACGGGUCUGAGCGGUCGCCUUUUUUAGGGAUCGGGUGGACCAAAGCUGUCUUCCAUGAAUUCGGGACUACGUCUUGGGUUUAGGAGUACCGAAAAAGACGCGUUAAAACUGAUGUCAACUCCGGAGCACACGUCUUCAGCACAAUGGGAGGGACUCCCUCAGGCCCACUCGACAUGCUAACGUCCAGGGAGAGAAGUGCUUUGCGAACCGAGCGCUGCGUAAACCGCACAUCUGGCAUGGGGCACACUUGGCCGUCUUGGCUUGAUGGCUUUAGGGUAGGAAUGAAGUCUGAUGUUGCAAAAAUUCAAGGAUAGCGUGACAGGGGUCACCUUGGUCUUAUUGCUCCGCUUGUUCAGAGCAGUUUUAGUCGCGAGCGGAAUGUCGUCCCCCCCCCCCCCCCCCGAAUACGCGGGGCAGCCUAAGCACCCACGCUCAGGAGUGGAGUCGCUUGGUCGUGGAUGCUCAGCGAGGGAUUCUCCAGGGGUGUUGGUACACUCCUGGGGUAGUCUGAUAUAUAUACAUUUAAUUCCGGAGCGGAGACAGACGUGAGGCGCUAUAACAUCGUUUCACAGCGACGCAGAUUGUUCCGUACGGGACUCGCUCCGCGUAGAGCCUGUACAACACCACCCGCGUCCCGCACCCGGACCCCCGUACAUGCAGACGCGAGCGCACCGCUGCUCAUUCAUCGUUUCACAGCGACGCGGAGCGCCUGCGCUCAGUGAGUACAAUCGAGAUGAGUCGAUUAAUUGACACGGGAUUUGUCAUAGAUGCAGUACAAAAUAAACCCUGCUUCAAAUAUAAAUUAUAAGAACAAAGACGCACUAUCGCCAAUGAUCACAUAUUGAACAGCGGUCAGUCCCAGGCAAUGCUCUAGCUGCCAGAAUAUGCAUGUUUUCAUUUUGUAGAUUUCUGAACAGAGCACUUGCCUUUAAUAUAUUAGAAUCAGGAUUUUUGCGUUUGAUCCAAUAUUUAUGUAAGUAAAACAAUAAUUAGCAUCACACAUUGCCCGCAAAACAAUUAAGAAGAAUCUCUCACAAAUUAAAUAAAUACCUACCCAGAAAUUUUAAUACGUUUGCAUUCACUUUCAUUUGCGACUAUCUUCCGCUAGCUCCCGUAUCGUACUAAAUACUCGUUUCAGAGCAUUGCGGGCGCUACCCGUAGGGGUCUCCCGCAUUACGGGCUACCCGUACCGCUGUGAAACCAGCCUUACACUGGUAUUCUGUGAGGUCAUGGUACCACCCUGGUUUAAGCCGGCCCAUCCGUACAACAGCAAAAGCUACCGCUUGGAUCUAUCACUGUUGUAAAUUUUGUUAUGGUUGUUUAUUGGGGUUUUCUGUCAAGAAAUACUCAGUAUUAGCCCAUAGUCAGGAAUUUGACAGUGUUUCACCACCAUACUGUGGAAAGCAGGUAAAGCCAUUGGUCCUGUGACUGAUUUGCCUCCGGUCGUGUUGGAUUACUACCCCAUUGGACUAUGACAAGGCCAAUUACGCUUUUUAGUUGUGUUUUCAAUCAGUCAGAUGCUUAAAUGCUGAAAUCACCACAGCAAUUGAUACACAGUUCUGAUUUUUAAUUGAUUGCAUUAUAUUUAGUAGUAUGAAAAUUAGAGCAAAGACAUAAUUUUUUAGUAUUAUUUGUACUGUUUCUAGUUCACAAGCAAAAACACCAGUGAAAAGAAAGGUUGCUGAGGAAAGAUUAGCAAGUGUAAGCAAUAAUGCUGGACAGGUAAAUAUUUUUAUUCAGUCUUUCAUAAGGCAUUCCUCAUAUUGUAUUAAAGAGAAUAGGAGAGGUAAAGGUUUUUAUAAAAGUACUAGUAAUCCCCAGUUUUGCACGGGUGAUUUCUGAAUCUCAACAACCACCUAUCAGUCCAGUUGUGAAUCUAAACCAUCCUGGGACCUACUCAAACGCACACAAUUUUUUUUUAUCAUAAUUGGUCCAGCCAUUUAGAAGUUCAGUGACAAACACAUACAGAAGAAUUAUUUAAAUAAUGAUUUCAAGUUCGCUUUGAAUAUUUUUUUGUGGUAUUAGAGUGACAAAUGAGUUUAAAAUCAACCUGAUGGUGACUUCUGCAGCUCACAAAUACCUUUAACCAAUUUAAAAGGUCACAGAUUCAUUGUCACCCCUUAGAACUAAGGUGUAAUGCCUCACAGUUAGUAUUUACACUGGCUCUCAUGUCUUUCAAACUGCAACAUGUCAAUGGUUGCACUGCUUCUUCGCUUCGGAAAUAGGUAAAGUAAGGUAUUAAUCUAGACUGACACCAUGGAGGAAAUAAGAAAUAGCAGCAAGAAAAAUUAUUAAUGUAUCUUAUUUUUAAAUACCUACUAGCAAAAGUCAUAAUUUGUUGUAGUAUUCAAUUAUUUUUUGUGAAGUAAUGGGAAAUGUUAUUAAUUUGCAGGUAACAUUGAACAUGCUUAAUGCACAAGAAUCUGAGAUGGAUGUAGAGGGAUUAGGUAAAAAUAUUAAAUUAGAAUUUGAGUCUAGCACUGAAGAAGUAACAACAUAGAAAAGAAAUGCUUGUACAGUAUAAAGAAAUAUAUAUAUAAAUAUAUGUUUUG